GCUGGGAUAUCCGAGAUCGCAACUGCAUAAGCUUCCGUGCUAGAAGGUGGUCCGAGGAUUGCAUCUCCCUCUGUUGAAAAAUGAAGAAAAAGAAAAAACUAAAUUCCCCCCCAAAAAAGAUAGGUCCCAGCAAUGGAGGGAUCAGGUGUAGAAGGCACGAGAAGGUGUGGUUGGAAGAAGCAAGAGGCUGCAAACUGCACACCUGCUUACAUGACCCAGAGGACUAAUCUGCACCCUGGCAUAGUUGACACACAACUUUCCUCCCUCCUGUUUUCUGCAAGAUCUUCAGCGACAAGUCGUGGCUUAGUGUGAGAGAAGAGUGUCACGGAGAGCUGGAGAGCUGUGAUAGGCACCUCUUUCGCACUACUGCUACAUGGAGCUUGCACAUCUCAUUCAGAGUUCGCAAGUGGAGAAUGUACGGGUGAGCUGCCCCCUGACACCUCCUGUGGCCGGGACCCUAUGUGUCAGCAGUCAUCACUUGUUAUUCUCUGCCUAUCCUGUGGAAGGGAAGAGACAGGAGAAAUGUAACUUAUGGCUUCUGCAUUGUGCUGUGGAUUCAGUAGAGAAAAGUGUUCACAACAUGGGCAUGCUUAAAGGCAAGGAGAGUAGUCAAGAUGGAGAAGGCAGAAGCAGCUCCGGCAUUGUUACCCUGAGGUGUAAGGACUUGCGGGUCAUUCAGCUAGAGAUACCUGGCAUGGAGGAGACACUGAAUGUUGCUCGUUCUGUGCAGGCUCUCUCCUCUCUAGACUCCAUUACUCUCUGCUACCCAUUUUUCUUCAGACCACCGGGAUGCAAGUUAGGGAAAGGAUGGCCAAGAGACACGAUGGAAAACUUUUAUUACAAACUUAAAGAGCAAACUGACUCUUGGAGACUGAGUGAAGUGAAUGAACAUUUUAAGGUUUGCCCUAGUUACCCUGAAAAAGUAAUUGUGCCCGUAUCCUGUUCUGAUGAGACUCUGAGGCGGGCUGCAGCAUUCAGACAAGGCCACAGAUUUCCCAUAUUGAGUUACUACCACCGGACCAACAAAAUGGUCUUGUUGCGCUGUGCACAGCCCCUUGUUGGUCCUACUCGUCGUUGGUGUGAAGAAGAUGAGAUGCUACUCAAUGCUACUUUAACUGGGCAGCUACGUGGGUUUAUUAUUGACAUACGUACUGAACAAGAAGCCAAACAAGCUAGAAGUGCAGGGGGCGGCUGUGAGAGUAAAGACAGAUACCCCAAAUGGAGAGUGCUCCACCGACCGUUAGGGAGGGGACAUGUGCUACAGAGCAGCCUGUCACGGUUGGUUGAUGCAUGCUAUGAUCCCUACCUUGGAAUGAGUCGUUGGAUCAGCAGGUUACAAUCUUCCCACUGGAUGUCCCAUGUCAAAGAAGCCCUAAGUACUGCAGGCCUGGCUGCUGAAUGCAUAGAGAGGGAGGAUACAUGUGUUCUUGUACAUGGGGAAGAGGUGGCUGACAACACUCUAUUGGUGACAUCCCUUGCUCAGCUUAUUCUGUCCCCCGACUGCCGCACAAUGUCUGGAUUCCAGGACCUAAUUGAGCGGGAAUGGCUACAGGCUGGGCACCCAUUCCAUCUUCGCUGUGCCAAGUUUGGGUGGUCACAACGUCGCUCUCAACAAGAGUCACCUAACUUUCUGCUUUUCUUGGACUGUUGCUGGCAGCUCACCCUGCAGUUUCCUAGGUCACUAGAAUUUAAUGAGACGUUUUUGUGUACACUGGCAACACACGCCUACAGCUCGGAGUAUGGAACCUUCUUGUGCAACAAUGAAAAGGAGAGGCGUUUGUACAAGGUGCAGGAGCAGACUCAUUCUCUCUGGGGUUCCCUUAAUAACUUCAAGCAGAGGCAAAACCUCCUAAACCCAAUAUAUGAAAAAAAUCCACUAGUCAUCUGGCCAUCAGUGGCACCACAAAGCUUACGACUGUGGGAAGGGUUCUUCCUCCGAUACUUACUGCCAACAAAACAUAGAGAGAUGUCCUGGCAACGAAUAUGGGAACUUGUAAGUGAGGACUACUAAUGACUCCGGUUUGUCACCAUGUGAAAAUUCUGCUAUCAAAGUACUAUAAGUUUCAACAGACAAAGUCAUGUGAACAGGACACAAUCCUCACGGAGACCAGUUUCAGACAAUUGUUUUUUUUAUUUUUCACACUAAAGAUCUGUUAUCUUACAGCUGCCCUUGCUCUGUUAUAAUUACUAUUUUUGUUAAAUAAAAAUAAAUACUCUAGAAUGCA
This is a messenger RNA of Pseudophryne corroboree (corroboree frog), 2225 nucleotides long. RefSeq names its product myotubularin-related protein 9-like. The transcript has 13 exons. Gene Ontology annotation, biological process: negative regulation of autophagy; phosphatidylinositol dephosphorylation. Gene Ontology annotation, cellular component: membrane; cytoplasm. The record is from RefSeq and is a predicted model, not a curated record. Lineage: Eukaryota; Metazoa; Chordata; Amphibia; Anura; Myobatrachidae. Bases 374 to 2011 code for a protein of 545 amino acids. Gene Ontology annotation, molecular function: phosphatidylinositol-3-phosphate phosphatase activity.